This is a messenger RNA of Rhipicephalus microplus (southern cattle tick), 8355 nucleotides long. RefSeq names its product synaptophysin-like protein 2. NCBI's taxonomy places the organism in Eukaryota, Metazoa, Arthropoda, Arachnida, Ixodida, Ixodidae. The record is from RefSeq and is a predicted model, not a curated record. Gene Ontology annotation, cellular component: synaptic vesicle membrane; synaptic vesicle.
AAAACUGCAACGCCACAGAUUACCACAGACGCUGAAAAAGACAGGCAGUUGCUUAUGAGUGGCGAGCGGCGCCGAUAUCAGCGGAGCGCGGAGCCUAUGGAUUCCGCAUAAGCUCGGCAGGAAAACACGGGCCGAAAACACGCACGGUCGAGCUGGUUAGCCGGGCGCGCCUGCUACACUGACAGGGCAGUGGAGGAGCGAGAGAAGACGCAAGGUAGCGGCUGGUGCGGGCGUACAGCGGGCAUCGGAGUUUCCAGGUUGAUUGUUUCAGGCCAGCCAUGGACCUUAAUUUCAGAGUUCUGAAAGAGCCCAGGGGAUUUAUCCGAGUCCUGCAGUUCGUAUUUUCCAUAUUUGCUUUUGCAACCACAUCUGGCUUUGGGACCACGUCAAUCUUUUCGGUUACCUGUAGCGGUUCGGGAAGCCCAUUCAAAGUCAAUGUCCAGUUUGGGUAUCCAUUCAGGAUGAGCUACUUCCCCUUCCAAGUGCCCCAUUCCUGCCCCAUCACACCCGAUGACACGCUCGACAGCAUUGAGCUGCCCUUCAACUUCGCCAGCAAUGCAGAGUUCUUUGUUGCCACGGGCGUGCUGUCGUUCCUCUACUGUGUGGGCAUUCUUGGCAUUUACCUCUUCUCCAGCAAGAUGUAUGCAGAGAACCAAACUGUACCGAUUGUGGAUCUCGGCCUGACAGCACUGAUGUCGCUCUUCUGGUUUGCGGGAUCGUGCGCCUGGGCCCAGGGAGUGCGAGACGUCAAGUAUUACAUGAGCCCUGACAACAUUAUAAAGUGGCCCGCCAUUGGCAUCUGUAGGGAUAUAGAUAAGGCCCGGUGUGAACAAGAGGCAAGCGGAAGCUUCGCUACUCUCAACGUGUCUUUGAUCUUGGGAUUCUUCAAUGUUCUUCUUUGGAUGGCUGGCUGCUGGUUCGUCUACAAGGAGACCAGCUUUCACGGCCAGCGCCAGCCGCCCCCCGUGGGUGGGGCGGUGCCACCAUUCCCGCAGUCCAACACCCAGUACCCGCCGCAGUCUCCACCACCGAUCCAGAGCCCAACUUUUGGGACACAGUACUGAGACCCAGCACACAUUAAGCUUACUAGUGCGCCUUGGCAAAACCCCGCUGGUGGAAGGUCGUGCCUGGAGGGUCCGAGUUGAGAAAAGCGUGGAAUUGGGGUGUAGUACACCGAGGCCAACUGGCUUGACGUAAUGCUCCUUGGAAAGUUUGAUGCAUUUGUUAAGACAGACCCUUUGAAUUGAUAGACGGGGUAUCUACGAAAGCUAGACGAUAUGAGAAAAGAUGUCAGUCUGGUGGCACUUGUGCAGACAGUGGGGGUGUGAAUGCAGGCAAGUUAUAUUCACUGUGCUGGUGCUCCUAACUUUCUCUCUUUAAAACAUUGAGGUUGGUACAGUGGAUAGAGAAGUGCAGGUGUAAAGCACCUGCCUCCUUUUGUCCUGCCCCAUGCUAGUCACAUGAAAUGAGCUCUACGUGCGUGAUGUGAUUGGCCCAGUCAUCUAAUGUAGGCUGGCACUGAGGCAAAUCUGAAUUUUUGCGAGAGCACAGUCGCCUAUUGAAGCUUAUGCAAUGUAAACUUGAUGGCGAAAUCGCAAUGCGACAUUCCAGUGCAUGUGUCUGCAAAAACUUGCUCUUGCCACGUUAGCAGACAUUAUGUUGUUUCUCGCCACCGCCAUGAAGAUCGUCAUAAAAUGGGGGGACAAACAAAAGGAAGAAGAGGAAGAUAGAAGGGAGAUAAAUGGCACGAAAGUUUAGCUUGCUGGCUAGGCUGCCAUCGUAGUGUUUGGAAAAGGAAAUUUCGUCACGAGAGAGCAUUCGUGCCACCUUCCCUCACUUGGGGUUUUGCCGGUGUGCUGGUGGUUGUAUCGACUCUUCCAUAGGCUGGCCCAUUAUAUUUACACUGCUUCUUUUAUGGCAUACUGAUAAAUCUGAAGAAUAGAGACUUCUUUUCUUUUUCUUUCUAAAAGCUGCUAAGUCUGUUAAAACACUGAAUUGGAUCUAGUUGCUUUGCUUUAGGAAAGCAGAAACAUACCUCUGCAAGUGUUUUGACAUUUGAAGCUUAUAAACCGAGACAAAUGGCAUCUAAGAUAUGCUAACCGAAGUGCAUUCACAAAAGUUUCGUCACUCUCAAUGUAAAGUUUGCCUAGCCGAUACGGGCAGCAAAAUCCUCACAAGCUGAUGUGAAGCUUGCCCAUUAACAUUUCUUUUGGUUGUGCUUUCUCAAGGCUGUUUUGCAGAAUGGAUGCAUUUAUUUUAUUUUUGGCUUUUGCCAGCAGCUGCCAUCAUGUCAUGCAGACCUGCUGCUUGUGCUCUGUAACAUGCAAUGGUUAUUAUUGUUUCUGUAACAUUUCAUUUGCAGACAUUGUUCGGAUAAAAGAGCAGAAACUAAAUGCCUGCUAAACUUGAACAAUAUUUUGAUGUUGUGUGUGAAGCAUUCAGCCUUAAAUAUGAUUUUGUUGAGCUACUAAAGCUAAGAGCUUAUACAGAAGCAGAUUGUUGUCCAACAUUCUUUGCCUUUUGAUACUAUGAUGUUGAGUGUUGCAUGUUUUGUUUCUACUACUUCAUUUAUGGCAUGCCUGAAUUCUUACCAUUUCUGCAGCGUAGUCAAACACAGACUUGUAUGUUUUUUUCUCACCUACUUAUAAUUAACAUAGUUUCAGGUUGUUAUAGUUGUGGAACUGAAGAAAGCGUUCAUAGUGCUUGUUUUACACUGUGCAGUUGUCGUACAGUUCAUUUUUUGUUGUUUUUCGUUCGACAUAGCAAUACAUACAGACUUUGUAUGAUGGCAUGUUAUAGGCCUUGCCUCUUCAGCCACUUAGGUCGUGAGUGUGGUUCGGGAUGAUAGCACAGUUAAAUUUGAGACUGCCUGUGAAUUGGUUUGAAGAGUGGACCUACUUUUAAGUAUGUGUGUGCGUUUGUAUACAUUAUUGGAGAUCAGAGAACAGUGUUUCUCUGGGUUCUCACCCUUAAAGUCUGCUUUUUUUUAUGUGAAGUCCCCUCAACUGCCUAUGCAGUUUAUGAACAAGAGCGCUUUUUAGUUAUGGCAGCAGAAGCUAAGCUGGCUUCGGCUUGCGCCGGCUUCCCUGCAUAGAGUGACGAGCAGCAGACUAUUUAAAGGGUCGCUCAUUAGGCCUGGACAUCACUAAUAUGUUCUCUCAGGUAAACGCUAGCUGAAGCUCUGUUCUUUGGGAACGUUUGAAUAACAUGUUUUUCUUCGUUUGAACAGUCAGUUUCUACAGUCCCAAGAUGAGCGUGUUAAGGACAUUCUAAUGAGUUUUUUUUUUACAUAACAGCACAUGUUUUCACUUUAGCAUUUAUUUCACUGUUGUGAAGGCCUAGAUAACCAUUUGGUUAUACCGGUGGGGAACAAUGUGAGAACUACGUAGCUUGCAUUCGUUGCAAAAUAAGUGUUGAGUUGAUGUAAAUAACUUCAUCUAAAUCUCUUUUAGAGCUGGGGCGUGUAAACCAGUGUAAUGUUAACUCUGCAUUCUGAAGACCAGAAGCCAUGUUUCUUUCUCUGUAGCAUUCGUUUACUUAGAAACAUUGCACUAACUGCACUCUUCAGUUUAUCAUGCAAAACAUGUGCGAGGUUGCUUUGCGUCGGUCAACUUUUGACGAAGCACACGAAAUGGUUUCGGACUGCCAGUUGUUGGUUUUCAGCAUGCAGUGUAUGAACAUUUUUGUCACUUUCGAAUUGCAAUGCAAAAGUGUGUGCCGAAAGAGGUGCAUUAGACUUCUGUCCCUGAAUCUUCAAGCUUGAAACAUGCAGGCAGAACACCUUAAACUGGUUUGCCUAACGCAGGAUGAUGUUUAAGGGGCCCCAUUAUGUUUAUAUGGUCAACGUGAGACUACUAUGUUACUUUAUAUAGGUUGUGAUUGUAUUACUCAGGUUUCUUUACUACGAAGUGAACUGUUCACUUUAACAGUGUUUUUUUUUUUCGGUUAUGUAUGUAGAUAAGCCGUAGCAGACAUUUUAUUUACCUCGCGUGUUGCACGUAUACAUUGCAAAUCAAGACCGUUGUGGCAGAUGUUGUGCGACUGUUGUGAUGACAUUGCUAUUAAUAUUGCUAUUAAUGUUCAGUGUACUUACUUUUUGGUGCAUCAUGGUACUCUUGUAUUUUUCUUGUAUGGAGUGUUACUUUUAACUCUGCAUUAAGUUUUUUAGAGUUUGCAGAGUGGUUGGCAGAGAAUUCGUUUUUCACAGUGGGUCUGAAAAAAUUCUUUCACAAAUACUCACACAUGUCUACUUCAGCUCCUGUGCAAACCCGUUUUUUUUUUUUAGUACAAGCACAUUCCAUAUUUGUUUUUUAUAGCAGUUUUGUAUGCUGCCGAAAAUCUUCAAAACAUGGCCUCUGCAUAUUGGUGGCCUUAUAUUACCACAGUUUACUUAUUGCCUAGUUUGAUGUCAGCUGUUAUUUUCAACAGUUUUGUUAUUUUGACAUUGUUCGUUCUAUAUACAAAUUGCCUGUUUGAUGGAGGGCAAAAACAAGUGCUUAUUAGGCAUACAAAGGAUACAACAUCCAUCAGUGUUUCCCAUGUAAGAAAAUCAGCCUAUGCGUUUGAUGUGUGGAGUCAGAAGACCAAUAACACAUGCACAUUUUGUUGGCAUGUGGCGAGUUAGUCUGCAUUUAUUUUUUCUUUGCACGUUGUGUUAAGUGCAGAUGUUAUAUUUAUGUCAUUGCUCCAAUGAUCUUGUGUGUAGUGCAGAUUUGCCAACCUUUGAAGUUUGCGGAAUGGAAAGAAAAAUGUAGAAGGAUCUGCCAGGAAGAACUUGUGCAUUGUUUACAUACUCAUUUGAGGAGUGCAUUUGUUUACCAAAUAGCAUGUUGUUUUUUCACGUAUAUGACAUUUACAGUGCAAACGAAGGUGCUUGUGUUUAUUUGGUGGUCUUGUUUGUUGAAAGUUCAAAAUCUGGUGCCAUCUGUGUGACACUUGUACAAAAGAAGCCAAUAUAUAUAGAUAUAUAUAUAUCCCUCUUUUAGCUUCGCAUUGGUGAGUAUAACCAAUGAAGAGCCAGCAAUAAGCAGUGGCUACCGCGUAGGCUUUGUCGCUUCCAUGCAUGGUGUGGUGGUGACUAUAUAUUGGGAUUUCAUUGGUGUUCCUACUCACAGAGGCUCUAUAGAAUUGUGCUUGUGUACAUCUCAUUCUAGCACGUUACACGGUAUUGUUGCAUUGGAAAGUAUCAAUUGAUUGUGAAAUGAUAUAAUCCGGUGAAUGGUGGCACUUAUAAUCUUGGUGCCAUUUCAAGCAGAGUUGGUGGGCAUAAACGAAAGGCUUGUGUCGCUGGAACACUACCGCUGCGUUUCUCCCGGCAUGAAAUUGGACUUUAUUGGCCAGUGUGCUGCUGUGACCGUUAAGUACAAAAUAAGUGUUUAAAAAGUUGUUUUGGAGCUCUCAAAAUUAGCCGCACUGCAGACUAGGCUCAACUUUACGUUGCGAAUGCAGUGGCCCUUGAAGGGUGUUGCUCCUGAGAAAUGUGAAAAAUUAUGGUCAACGUAAAGAGUGUUCAUUUAAAAUGAAGCUAUACAUUGUUGCAAGCUGAAGUCGCAAUUUUGUUCUUUUAUUUUUCCUGCCUGCAAGUAACAUAAUUGUCUCUUUAUUUUAGUACCUUGUGCUACGACCCAAGAAACUUGAUGUUUGUAGUGGCUGUCAUACCAUCAGUUAUAUCCUAAAUGCUAUGCUUGGUGUAAAUUGGCAUAAAGGAUAAAUUGUUGUGGGUGCAGUUCUGGACAUCGGCUUUAUUUAGUGGCAUAACCUUUAAACCAAGCCCCCCAAGCCUUCUGUAUCUGCUACUAUUGACAAGAUACAAGACACCCUGUUAGGCAGAGCACAUAAGACUAUUGCUGUUUAGGAACUGUGGUACUUUAGCGUUGUGUAAAAAUGUGCGUGUGUGUGGAUGUGCAAGAAUAUACACGUGAGUGAAGAAAGUGAGAAGUAACAUAUACGCCAUAUACCGCACUUCUUUUUGAAUGUUAAACUGUUAAGGGGGCAACUGAAGUAGCAAUGAUGGACUACUUGAUGCACCAUGCAGCGUUAGAAUCUGCAGCUAUUUUUCUGCCCUAGCCUAGCGAGCAUUUUUGCAUGGUGCGUGACCUGCGAUGCUCCGAACACGUUGGCCACCCCUGCACGCACUGUAGCUUGCACAUCUGAAACUGAUCAACUGGCGCGUUUGACGCGGCCGCUAUGCGUCAGUGGAGAGCCACUGCUUACUGCCACGCACACUGUGCUGCGAAACAUCACCCGGAUUGCCGUGCAGACCUGCAUUUCAGUGCACUGGUGACUUUGUUUAAAUAAAGAAGUGCUUGGUCGUGCCCCCUUUCCAUGAACAGUUUAUGGUUUGAGCGCUUCGCUUGUUUUGCGUUGAGUGGCAACGGCUGCUGUCUCUUUUCUGCUUUUGUAUGUCUGUGUGGAUGCUGUUGUUUCUUGGAUUUCCCUGAGUUUCAUCAAACUUUGCUCACAAGCAUGCGUGUAGGGCACACCGGUCGGGACACUGCUCGCGUGUCCGAAAGAGCGCACUGCCAGCUCUCUUCUCUCUCUAGCUAUCUUGCAUGCUUGUUGUUGUGGCCUCUGCUGUUUCGGCCCGUUUGUGGCUUCACUACUUUGAAAACGCGCAGUGUGGAUGAAGCAAACGCCGUGCCAGCCUGACAGCUUUCUUAUCCAAAGGCGACCAGUUCCAACUGACCGACCAUGAUGUUAUCAAAGUCCUACCGUGCUUCCAUGCCUUGCCUAAUUAAUCUCUGUCACCUUUCCGUUUAGGAGAGACUGUGGCAAAGUUCGUGAAGGACAUGUUCCAUUCUCCCAUUUUAGUUUUUAGAGCUUUAUAUUUAUGUUAUUCUCGUCUAGUUUCGGGUGAUUGGGAGUUCAUGUGCUGAGCUGCUCCUUGUGGUGUUAUGCAAGUGACCGAUUACAGACACUAAGGAUAGGUGCUGUCGAUCAGCGACAGCUACAGUUUCCAUGGCCUACACAUUGUAGCAGCUUAUGGCAACACCGUAUAGAAACUUUGUGGUGCAACAUAAAGAAGGUCAAGAAAAAAAUGCAGUUGUAAAAAAUCUGGGAACAUCCUUAAAGCACCAUCUGUAGCUGCCAUGAGGUGAUAUGCCUUAGGUACAAACUUUGAGUUCUAGGCAUCUGAUAUCAACUGUGCGUGUCACGAGGAGAACCUGUUUUAGUAAUAGAAUUUCACAAGUUUUAAGUGAAGCAAGCAGCAUUUGAUUGACUUGCUCCACCUGGUCACUCGUGCCAAGCGAAGUAUCGACAAAUAAAACGACUCGGGGAAGAAUGAAAUGCUCUGCAGAUAUCGACACUAAAUGGCUUCUUUGGAAUACAAUAUAGGUGACUGCAAUAUAGGUCAUUUCUGAAUCGGAGGAUUGUGUCAGUUUUUUCCUGGCUAAAAAAACGCUGGCUCCUACACACCCACUGGUGGCAUUAUGCAUUUCACAUCAAGCUUUAGUGCAGCAGUUUCUUGUUCCAUGAGAACUAAAUGAAAAGUAUGCUGCCGUACGCCAGACAAACUGGAUAGUUCUGGUUGGAAAAAAUGGUUCUUGCAUCUAUACAGAGAUCAAAUAGGCCUUAAGCUGUGGUCAUGCAGCAUCAAAGUGAAAAGGAAGAAAUAAGAUGGGUUGAAGUAACGUUUUCCUCGUUGCUGAAUAUUUUGUUAGGCACGGAUGGUGGUGGUGUUCUUUUUGGUUAGAAGAUGGACUGUGCUUAGUUUAGACAGAUUCUCAAUGAAAUGGUUGAAAUGAGCGAAUGCUGCACUAAAGCUUAGUAAUUUAUUGAAGGUACUACCAGCACUUGCUGCAGUGUAAAAUUUUUGGCAUGAUUGAGCUAUCUGUCUGACCAGUUAGUUUACAGCCGCUGCCAUAACAGACCCACUGGUCAACAUAUUUGCUUCUCCAAAGGCAUGCUAUAGUGUUGUGUAAAGUGGUUCCCUAGCAAGACACUUGUGCACGCAUGUAAAUUUACAAAAGUAAAUGUUAGCGACUUGGGGUCUGCAAUGGAACUUUCCGCCAGCACCCGUGUUUUCUUAAUUUAAGGUUUUUUUUUUUCUUAAUUUAAGUUGACAUUUCCUCUCUUGUGAAGGGCAAUCUACUAGGUGUGCCACUACACCGCAUGCGUAUAUACAGUCUUCACAGUAUGUGUUGUGUGUGUCGUGUGCCUGAAUGCCAUAGAAAGAGCAAAGUUAUUGCAUGCCGCUCGUCCCUUUUUUUUUGUGUAAGACCUCCCAUGCGUGACCAGUGUUCAAAGCUGUCUCAGAGGAACCUGUUACUGUUGACACUCUUGAGAGAUGUACAUAGUACAUAAUGUAAAUGUCCAAGAGAAUAUAUUACUGGAAAUAAAGCUUCGAAACGUGAA